AAAUUUAUCAUUUGAUGUUCAUUUUAGCAAACAAUUAAGCAUUUAUUCUGCAGUCACCUAUAUAAUUUUCUUUGUACUUUCUUUUUCAUUUGGAAAUGUAUAUAGUGCGUUCAAUAUAUCCGGUGGCUAUAGUAGCCAUUUAUUUUAUGACAUUAUUCAGUUCAGCUAUAGGUUCCAUAAACCCGGAUGACGAAGAGAGCACAUAUCUAGACUCAUUCUUAGAAUCGCUUGAAAAGCAUAGUGGUUUGAGUGCUCUGGAGUUGAAAGACAGGCAUCAAAUUAACACCGAUUGCACAGAUUAUGCUGUUUGUAUCGUAAACGCCAACGGAACUAUUUUAUGGGAUAUCAGGCUCGACUUGUAUGAUUCACAUAUGAGUGAAAUGAUUGAUGGCCAAAUUGCAAAUGAAACGACUUUAAAUGGGUGUCUAACUUUGGAUACGCCUGAAACAUACAAUUCGUGUAUGGAAGAAGUACGACAAAACAUGAUCGUUUAUUUGACGAAUGAAUUUGACGAUAAAUUUAGGUCGACACUUCAAAGCGACUGUGAGUUCUUUGGUCCCACAAAUUGUAUUAUUUUAGAAAAUACUUCAUCGAAGUGAAUGUUAUGAAAAUAAUAUGUUAUCAAUUUUACAGCUAAUGUAUCCUAUGCAAUAUCAUAUACAUAGUGUGUAAGCGAAUUGAAAAACAAUCUAAAUAAAUAAAAAGCAUUCAAACCCGACAAUUCUCAUUUUUAGGUGGAAAUGUUUUCAGAAUUAAUCUCCUGUCAGCCCUUGUGCAUGGUCGACUUACAACUUGUUUGAAGGCCUGGUUUUAAUUCUUUUUGCGGUCAAAUCUAGAUUGAAUUAUUUCACUUUUACUAUGAAAAUGAAAAUUGAGGAGUUUAAUGUUUUUUUUCUUAAUUUAAUAUGCAUAGUAAUGUGUGUAUAUAUGUGAACUUGUUUAAUUACAUACGUGUACCUACGUACGAAAACUUACGUACUUAAUAUAUUUAGCAGCAGCUUUAUAUUACGAAAUAAAUACAUUAUCAACUUAAAA
Molecule: messenger RNA, 1035 nt
Organism: Dendroctonus ponderosae (mountain pine beetle)
Lineage: Eukaryota; Metazoa; Arthropoda; Insecta; Coleoptera; Curculionidae
Exons: 3
Coding region: 96-599 (167 amino acids)
Source: RefSeq, a predicted model, not a curated record